Molecule: messenger RNA, 1825 nt
Organism: Tachysurus fulvidraco (yellow catfish)
Lineage: Eukaryota; Metazoa; Chordata; Actinopteri; Siluriformes; Bagridae
Product: P2Y purinoceptor 11-like
Exons: 3
Coding region: 792-1694 (300 amino acids)
Biological process (GO): cellular response to ATP; G protein-coupled receptor signaling pathway; calcium-mediated signaling
Cellular component (GO): plasma membrane
Molecular function (GO): neurotransmitter receptor activity; G protein-coupled ATP receptor activity
Source: RefSeq, a predicted model, not a curated record
CUCCAUAGCCCUUCCCUUACCAGACAUAAUUCUUUACUUAAAGAUACACAAAAAACAAAAUUCAUAUUGCUUGCUAAAUAAUUCUUACUGGCCAAAUUGUUUUGUGUCUAAUUUUAGAAAACGAAGAAUGCAAAUAGAAAUGGAAUAGAAUAAUAGCACUACAUGUGGUAAAAGUAUUAAAGAAAUGAAAGAAGGAGAAAGGCUAAAAGACAUGUCAUACAGGAAAACCUAGACGUAGGGGAUAUGGGCUGUCUGUAGAGAAUUUGUGAAAAGACUUUGGGUUGAGACAAGCUCAGCAACACUUCAAGAUCUUCUCAAGUUACUUAUACAUUGAGUCACCUACACUUUUAUUCACUUGCCUGUCUGAGGAUAUAAUAAAAUAGAAUAAACAAGUAACAGUCUGUCUCAGUAAAAAUAAGGGCCAUGGCACGUAAUGUAUAUGUAAUAUGAUUCUAACAUAUAAAAUAUAUGAUUAUUAUAGGUUUGUGCUUUGCAUUUGUUAACUACAAAAAGCAUACAUUAAGUCUACCACUGGCUUUGGCUAGGAUGGAUUCACACAGACCAGGCAACCCUGUCAGCUAUGUGGACGGAUAGCUCUGAAAACGGCAAAUAGAGGUGUAUUCAUAGAUGUCAGCCUGUUUAGUACAUAUGUGACUAGUUAUUGGACUUUUUUUCAGUAUUGUUAGAAUCAUUUGCUAAAUAUAUUCUUACUGGAUUUGGGUCUUAUUCAUGUAGCUGCAUGCAAAGCUCCAGGUGCUGAGACAUUGCACUUUAAGUGGAGAAACCAUAAAAUGGCAGCAAACAUGAGCAGCAGCAGCAGCUGUAACAGUACAUUUUCAAAGGACUUGUUACCUCCCAUCUAUGGUGUGGAGAUGUGUGUGGCACUGGCAGGAAACAUACUGGCGCUGUGGCUGCUUGUGACUAAGGAGAGAAAGAACUGGCACACAGGAGUGGUGUUGUCCUGCAACCUGAUCAUCAGUGACAUCCUUUAUGCCCUCACACUCCCACUUCUCAUUGUCUACUAUUCAAAAGGACGGUUCUGGGGAUUUGGUAAUGCACUCUGCAAAAUAGAGCGUUUUCUCUUCACCUGUAACCUCUACGUCAGCAUUUACUUCAUCAUGUGCAUCAGUGCUAAUAGAUACCUGGCCAUAGUUCAUCCCUUUUUCACACGCAGCUAUGUAAAACCGAAACAUGCCAAGAUUGUCAGUUUGUUUAUGUGGAUCUUAGUGGCAGGCUUGUCAUCUCCGAUCCUCUACUAUUCAGGUUUAAAAAAAGAAAGAUGUUCCUUAUUCGCAGAUUCAGGACAUGAACAUAAAAAGUUAAUAUACAGGUUGUUUAUGGCUGUUAUAGGCUGCUUGAUCCCAUUUUUGGUUACGUUUGCAUCCUAUUUUGGUGUAAUAUGGGUGGUUUUCAAAAAUGACAACAUCACAUCGCUGGAGAAGAAAAAAGUGGCUCUGAUGGUGGCUUUAGUCUGCAUCCUGUACUCAGUGUCUUUUGUACCUUAUCACCUUUUGCAAAUAUGGCACUUUAAACUGAAGUAUUUAAAAAUUUCUAAUUCUUAUGUGUGUAAUGGAUACCAAGUCUCAAAGGCGUUAGCCUGCGUGAACAUGUGCCUCCAUCCCAUCCUGUACAUGACUGUGUUUGACAGUAUCAGGACAGUGUGCUGCAGAAGGAGAUCAACUGACUCUACUUAACCUACUUUUUUAUUAUCUACUUUUUUUUAUUAUCUUAGGUUCGCCUUAAAUUUAAAAUUGCUUGUUUAUGGACUGUUAUUGAGUGUGUAUUAUUGAAGCUGUGUAAAUAAAAUAAUGGCUGUAAUAAUGGA